Messenger RNA from Scomber scombrus (Atlantic mackerel), 1790 nucleotides. RefSeq names its product ELOVL fatty acid elongase 1b (gene elovl1b). Gene Ontology annotation, biological process: fatty acid elongation, monounsaturated fatty acid; very long-chain fatty acid biosynthetic process; sphingolipid biosynthetic process. NCBI's taxonomy places the organism in Eukaryota, Metazoa, Chordata, Actinopteri, Scombriformes, Scombridae. Gene Ontology annotation, cellular component: endoplasmic reticulum; endoplasmic reticulum membrane. The transcript is spliced from 9 exons. Gene Ontology annotation, molecular function: fatty acid elongase activity. The record is from RefSeq and is a predicted model, not a curated record. The coding region runs from base 283 to 1248 and encodes 321 amino acids.
CUCCAUCUCAGGGUUGGCUCUGGAGGAAGAUUUACGCGGAAACGAAGAGGAAGCAGACCGAACUUCUUACACACGUUGGACCGUGUUACCUACUCGCUUUCGACAGUCUCGGCAGGUUUAUUUCAAUACAAGUGACCUGCCGCCUGCCUGCCCUUUUUAGUUCAAGGAGAGGCUGCGAAAGACGAAUCCACAAAGGCACAAACUGGCUUUUGAUGAUUAAAGGGGAAAAUUCUAGUCUCAGCAAGAUAACUGGGUCACGCACAACAAUACAAGCCAGGAAACAUGCUUCAGGAUAUUCAGGCAAUGGGCUCACAUGCCAAGGAUAUCUAUGACUAUGUCUUGGCAGGACUGGAUUCCAGGCUGACGGGGUAUCCACUCAUGGGGAAACCUGGUCCCAUGAGUACAAUAUUGCUGUGCUACCUGUUCUUUGUACUGUACCUGGGACCUCGUAUAAUGGCCAAUCGCAAGCCCUUCCAGCUUAAGGAAGCCAUGAUAGUCUACAACUUCAUGCUUGUGGCACUGUCAAUAUUCAUUGUCUAUGAAUUCCUUAUGUCUGGUUGGGCCACAACCUAUACCUGGCGAUGCGACCCAAUCGAUACCUCUGACAGCCCGCAAGCACUGCGAAUGAUCCGAGUGGCUUGGCUGUUCUGGUUCUCCAAGAUUAUUGAGCUCAUGGACACAAUCUUCUUCGUGUUGAGGAAAAAGCACGGCCAAAUCACCUUCCUGCACAUCUUCCACCACUCCUUCAUGCCUUGGACCUGGUGGUGGGGAAUUGGUUACGCUCCUGGUGGAAUGGGAUCCUUCCAUGCCAUGGUGAACUCAACCGUCCACAUCAUCAUGUAUUUCUACUACGGCCUUGCUGCUGCUGGACCACGCUUCCAGAAGUUUUUGUGGUGGAAGAAGUACAUGACUGCCAUUCAGCUGAUCCAGUUUGUGCUGGUAUCUCUUCAUGCCACCCAGUAUUACUUCAUGGACAGCUGCGACUACCAGUUCCCCAUGGUCCUCCACCUCAUCUGGAUGUACGGCACCUUCUUCUUCGUGCUCUUCUCCAACUUCUGGGUCCAGGCUUAUGUGAAGGGUAAGCGGUUGCCAAAACAGGACGUAAAGCAGUGUCCAAACGGCACAGCACCAGUGUACACGAAUGGCAAGCACCACGAGAACGGCAACAGCAUCAAGAGCGGAUCCACCAACGGCUCCGCUCACCACGAGAACGGCAGCUCUCACAUGGGCAAGAUGAAGAAGGCCUAGGAUCUCUGGAAGGAAACGCCCAAGAAAAAUGACUCUGUGAACCUGUUAAAACUACUACGGAUUCCAAAGAUAAUUUUGGUGGUUUCUUUUCCUGCUUUUUAAUUUUAUAUGCAAAACAGGGGAAAAAUGACGUGGUCGAUGAUUUUCACAGAUGGUUGGUUGGUUUGGUUGGUUGUUUGUUUGUUUGUUUGAGUUGGGGAACAUCUAUGGAACACAAUGUAUGAAGAGAAGAUGUCUUAACCUAAAUUUUAUCUUCACUGAUGUUGCAAACAACCUCCUAGUUCAGUAUCACAUCACACUGGUGGCCUUUCACCUCACUUACCUCACUACUUGUUUUACCCCCAUGUCGUCAUGCCCCUUCCCCCCCCCCCCCACCUACCCCCCCCUAAGGACAGAUGACUGUACAGUUUCUAUCAACUUGAAAAUACUUUUUGUAAAUAGUUUUACAAUACACACACACAAAAACUAAUUGUAAUAGUAUGCUUUAGACUUUUUAAAUUGUGAAUUUAAAGUUAAAAUGUCAAUAAAUUCAAUUUUAAUUA